This is a messenger RNA of Schistocerca nitens (vagrant locust), 1256 nucleotides long. Its product is annotated as leucine-rich repeat-containing protein 9-like. The transcript is spliced from 8 exons. Bases 63 to 1256 code for a protein of 397 amino acids. Gene Ontology annotation, molecular function: protein binding. The record is from RefSeq and is a predicted model, not a curated record. Lineage: Eukaryota; Metazoa; Arthropoda; Insecta; Orthoptera; Acrididae.
AAUUGUCAAUAGUUGCUGUACAACAAAUUGCCUGGCGUUAUCAACAUCGAUUUAAAUUGCGCAUGGCGGAAGAAACUGAUUUUCCACUGCAGGCAGUUGCCAAACAGCGCAGUGAAGAUUUAAGCAGUCAUGGAGAAGAAAAGAAAGAAGUGACUGAAGGAAAAGAUAAUGAAAUGUUAACAAUGGUGUCACAUUUCUAUGAUUCAAUAAAAUCUCUGACUGAUUUUCAGUCUCAGUAUCCACAGUUGACUACUUUGUACAUUACUGGGAUACCCCUUGAUUCCCUGAAUGGAGUGCAACAUUUACCACAUCUUACACAGUUGUUUGCUAUGAAAUGUAAACUGCGAAAUGUAAAUGCUGUGGAAGAGUGCUAUCAUUUGGAGAAACUGUGCUUAUACUCCAAUGUGAUCCAAGAAAUACCUGAUCUUAAGCACGUGCAGAAAUUGCAAACUUUGUGGUUAUCAGGAAAUGAAAUUUCCUGUAUUAAGAAUCUUGAAUCUCAGAAGAAUUUGUGUGAACUGUAUCUAAAUAAUAAUAAAAUCAAGGAAAUAGGCUCAUCAUUGAAGGAAAACAAAAAUUUACAUACCUUGAAUUUGGCUGCCAAUCCAAUCUUUUCCCUGAAGGAAAUAAUCAGUUUGGCAGAACUUCCAUCUCUCACAUCUCUAAUACUUGCAGACUCUCAGCAUGACAUGCAACCAAUGACUGAACUCUUGAACUACAGCUCAUAUAUUAUCUAUCAUUUAAACAAGCUGGAAAUCUUGGAUGGAUAUCCAGUUGAUCAAAGAGAGAGAAGCAGAGUGACGCUGUUUUAUAGUAACCUACUUCUUCAGUUCCGCAUAUUGAAGUACAAACUCCUGGGUGAUUAUUAUAAAGAGAUCUGGAUAAAGCAAGAAGAAAAUAGAGAUGCAUUAGCAAGAUUCAGAAAAUGGUACCAGAUUUAUAUGUCAUUAGCUGCUCAGCUUGAGAGAGGUGAAGAACCGAAAUGUAAUUUGCAACGUGAUGAUAUAAAGACAAGACUUGACUACUUAUCUAUUGAAGUAAAAAACUGGGAUGCUGAAGUUGCAGAGUAUAUGGCCAUUCUCUCAACAAUGAGAAAGAUCAGACUUACUCAACUGGAUUAUGAACUGGAGAAUGCAAACAAUUUGAAGUUCAUUGGAUAUGAGGCUGAUACUGAAAUUGUAGAUAUUUUUAAUACUAUUAUGAAUUCAUAUUGCUGUUCGCACAUUGAAAGGUUUGUAGAGUUAACAGUAUUGUAG